This is a messenger RNA of Onychostoma macrolepis, 1379 nucleotides long. RefSeq lists its product as uncharacterized. Lineage: Eukaryota; Metazoa; Chordata; Actinopteri; Cypriniformes; Cyprinidae. The transcript has 4 exons. The coding region runs from base 131 to 718 and encodes 195 amino acids. The record is from RefSeq and is a predicted model, not a curated record.
ACCAAGGCAAUUGCUGAAAGGAUGAAAAGUGGUGAGUAAACUGCAGAACUGUGCAAUAAGUCACCAAUGAUUUGAGCAAGUCUUCUAAUAAUUCUUUGCUUCUCCAGAUCAAAAAUUCCUUUCCUCUAUCAUGGAGAAAGUCACAGCCAUAGAAACAAAACAAGCCUUACCUCUCCAAACAGCCCUCAUCAGUUGCCCAGCUUCUACUGAAAAGGUCCCCCAACCUCCCACCCCAUGUACCAUUACCUCCACUGGGUCCCCUGUACCCUUAAAUCUCUGUGUUGUGAAGCAGCCACCACCAUCAACCAGCCAGUGCCAUCUAACUACCACCAGGGUGCCUGUUCCACUUACCCCCAGUGCCAAUGCCCCAGUGUCUGCCACUCUGCAACCAAGUGCAGCGAGUGGAAACCCUUCACAAGCCAUUCAAACGUCAUCCACCUCCAUCCAGUCAGACAGUCAUGAAUCACAACAAGAAAUGAAUCACAAAAUAACAUUACUACUGGACCUUACAAAACUCCUCAGCAACUGUACUUCAGAAACAAACCAGCUUUCUAUCGAAAACUACAGCGGGCAUUCUCACAGAAGGGGUACAACCUGUCAACAGAAAAAAUUAGAAAAAGUUAGCAAACAUGUUAACAACUUACAAAAGAGUAAAGGACAGACGCCGUGCAACUGGGGAGGGGAAGAAUGCCUGGGAGUACUAUACACAAAUGGAUGAGUUAUUUGGGUCAUCAGGGAUUGGAACUGCACCACCUGGCACAAUUUACUCUACACCUUUGUUUUGUGAUGACUCAUCCAAAACUAAUCCAACAGCUUCAUCUCUUCACCCUCAAGACCAGCCAGCGGGUGCUGCUGUGGAUGAACAGCCUGGAACCUCAGCAAUCCGAAACCCAACCAAUCUCACCAACAUGCAGAGACAAACACAAUCCUCUCAGUUUCUGGAGGCAUAUGAAGUGCAUGCAGAAAGAAGGACUACUGUGCUCGAGUCCCUGGUGAGGCCUGACUUUGAGAAAUGGCGGCGACUAAAGGAGAGGCGUAGGUGCUCUUUUGAAAGGAAGCUGUUGACCAGCAUGGGAACAAUCGUGGAAGAGCUAAAAAAAAUAAGCAAACAACAAGAGCAAAUUAUAAACUUGCUACAAAACCAACCUCAAUAAAAUGUCUUAAAGAAAUAAACUUUGUAUUUUGACUUUCUCUAAAAUGUCUAUUGCAAAUCUAUUCCUUCCACAAUUUUAACUGUGGGACUUUUGUUAUGACUAACAGCAUCCAAGAUAAAAUUGUUAUAUUGUAGCAUCUUCAAAGUUGCCACCCUUGACUAGAAUUUACAAAAUUGUUCCCUGGGCAUUUGAUCAUCCAGUUGUUUUGAGGUAAACCGUAUUGAA